This is a messenger RNA of Penicillium salamii, 684 nucleotides long. Lineage: Eukaryota; Fungi; Ascomycota; Eurotiomycetes; Eurotiales; Aspergillaceae. The record is from the annotation of a GenBank genome assembly.
AUGCGUACCCAGCAGCUGCUCGCUCUCUCUGGCCUCAUCCUCGCCGGGAACGUCGCCAUCGCGUCCAAGCUAGAUCACGACGAUGUUCCAAACCGCUGUUGGAAUGUUUGUGGGGAUGUCGUCGGAAUUUCCAAAAGCUGUGAUGCCCGAUACGACAAUGAUUCUGCUGAGAUCAAAUGCAUCUGCGACUGGGAGAAAGCCAAAACCCAAAUCCCACUCUGCUCGGCCUGUAUUACCCAAUAUCAAACCGACAGACGCAACAACAGCACCAACAAUGACCAUGAUCACGACCACGACCAUGAUGAUGAUGAUCAUGACGAUGACGAUGAUCAUGACAACGAUCGCGACGAUGAUGACGAUGACAACGAGGCUCUUGACCUAGUUCACUCGUGCUCCUUGAGCACAACAACCUACAACUCUGCCGCAACUGGAACCAGCUCUUCUACCAGCACAGGCACAGGCACUGCUGCGUCUGCCACUGCAACCACCACAGGUGGAUCCAGCUCCAGUGGAACUAGCCAGGACUCCACCAGCUCGAACUCGGGAUCUGCUGAAUCUUCGGGAUCGUCUGCAGGCUCUGCUGCUUCUUCUACUGCGACCCCUGAUGCUGCUGCUGACCUAUCGGCUCGCGGAGUUGUCUCCAUGGCCGGUAUCGUGGGACUGAUGGCCUUUGCAUGGCUGUGA